AUUCGAAAUGCCCAAAGCCCAGGUGCAGACUGCAGUCCAGUUCUGCUCCGCCGCAUCCCGGCGAUGCUUCCGGCGGCGCAGAGGCCCCUCCGCCGCAUCCCCCUCGCGCGCCUCCUCUCCUCCGCCUCCGGACAAGGCGGCCCUCCCGCCGACGCCGCGCGCCUCCGGAGCCGCCCCUUCUCCUCCUCCUCCGCCUCCGGAGAAGGUGGCCCUCCGGCCGUCUCCCCCGCCGAGUCCGCGGUGAGGGAGGAGGAGUUGAGGAGGGCGGCGUACAAACAGGUAGCGGGCUUGAGAUGGGAUAGCAACGACGACUUCUUCAGGGCAUUGGAUAUAAUGAGAAGCGUGCCACCCAAGCGCAAGGAAUUCGGCCUUGACUUCCACCUGGUGCAACUCUUCUUUGUGUGCUUGCCUUCGCUAGCUGUUUAUUUGGUUGCUCUGUAUGCACGAAGUGAGAUGAAAAGGAUGGAUGCGGAAGCAGAAGAGAAAAGAAGAAAGCGUGAGAAACAGGAGAAAGAAAAACAGAUUGAAGCCGAUUCUAUCAAGGAUGAUACUGAUUCAAAGCUGUCAGAAGUUUUAGUCAGGUUAGAUACACUGGAGGGGGUUGUUAAUGAGAUUGUGGAUGACAAAAGGAAAGGUUCUGCCCAUGGUUCUUCCAACAAGGAAGAAGCUAUAAAAAAAGGUGAGGCAUUAUCUCCUGAUAGAAUUUCUGAUUCAAAAAGCAAUGCAAGUGAUGGUCAGGUAGUGCCAAUCAAGAGUAAGGACAUCAACGGUGCUACAAACGCUUCACCAAAUUCUGCGCAACAGAACCCUACAAGGAAUGGAGACAGGCCAUCUUCUGUGCCCAAGGUUUGACAAAUCCUGCUGUUUUUGACACUUGCAGUGAUACAUGGAAUGCAUUGUACGCAUCAGUUGAAUAGUUCUUUGUUGACCAAUGAGCAAGCAAGAGCAUCCGCAGUAAUAGGUUCAGUUGCAUGACACCAUUUGCCAACAAUCUGGGACUCUCCUGGAAUGGCGUUGCAUGCGAAUACCUGUCUCUAUAGUCCCUACGGCAGAGUAGAUGCAGUUUAUAGAGCCUUGCACUCUUAUGGUCAGUUUUGUAGGAGCAGAACACAAAUGGUGGAUGAGCAGCGUAGCUGGCUGCUCAGCUUUGGUGACUUGAAACCCCCCCUAUUCUGUGUCUAAACAUAUACUCAGUUUUACAAUGCAAGAAUUUCUAGCUUUGUCUAGAUUUAUAUGGAUGCUAAUGGAUCUAGACAUAUAUAUAAAUUAGAUAAAUUCAUUAAUUGAUGAAUUUAUACAAUGCAAUACUGAACGGAGGCGGGCAGUAGCACUUUUGAUCCACCUUACAAAAACAUGGCACAAUGAAAUUUACAUCUGUGAGGUCUGUAGGUGACGGGUGUAACUCAGGAUUCGAAUUGUACCGAUACCAACACCUCUGCUGUGCUGGUAUAUUUGACAAGUUUAUCUCACUCUGUAACCAAACAGUAACCCUUCCAAGUUUGUAAUAUCAAGAAGACAGAUAUUGUUUC
Oryza brachyantha (malo sina) is the source of this 1529-nucleotide messenger RNA. RefSeq lists its product as uncharacterized. The record is from RefSeq and is a predicted model, not a curated record. The coding region runs from base 64 to 852 and encodes 262 amino acids. The transcript has 4 exons. NCBI's taxonomy places the organism in Eukaryota, Viridiplantae, Streptophyta, Magnoliopsida, Poales, Poaceae.